Messenger RNA from Helianthus annuus (common sunflower), 707 nucleotides. Its product is annotated as pre-mRNA-splicing factor ATP-dependent RNA helicase DEAH10-like. Gene Ontology annotation, biological process: positive regulation of transcription by RNA polymerase I. Gene Ontology annotation, cellular component: nucleolus; intracellular anatomical structure. Lineage: Eukaryota; Viridiplantae; Streptophyta; Magnoliopsida; Asterales; Asteraceae. Gene Ontology annotation, molecular function: RNA binding. Bases 1 to 630 code for a protein of 209 amino acids. The transcript has 5 exons. The record is from RefSeq and is a predicted model, not a curated record.
AUGUUUCAAGAUGAGGGUUUGGUUUCUUAUAUUCUUUCGUACGUACAGGAGGAAGAAGUGUUGAUUUCGCGGACUGUUAUCAAAUCUUUCUCAAGCCCAGAGGGAGACCAUUUGACGUUAGUUAACGUGUAUCGUGCUUCUAUUGAGUUUUUGGAGAAGAACAAGACAGAGAAUGGUAACGAGAAGGCUGAAAAGAAUUUGAGGAAAUGGUUCAAGGAUAACUUCAUUAAUAACCGCUCAUCAAAGCAUGCUCGUGACAAGUUAGAAGAGUCACGGACGGUUAUCAAAUCUUUCUCAAGCCCAGAGGGAGACCAUUUGACGUUAGUUAACGUGUAUCGUGCUUCUAUUGAGUUUUUGGAGAAGAACAAGACCGAGAAUGGUAACGACAAGGCUGAAAAGAAUUUGAGGAAAUGGUGCAAGGAUAACUUCAUUAAUAACCGCUCAUUAAAGCAUGCUCGUGACAUUUACAAUCAAAUUCGGGAAAAUGUAGAACGAAUGGGACAUAAGAUAUCUUCGUGUGGAGAUGACAUGCUUCAGCUCCGCAGAUGCCUUGCUGCUUCAUAUUUCCUGAAUGCAGCCUUAAAGCAGCCUGAUGGUACAUACAGGGUUUGGCAAAUGGUCAGAUUGUAGAGAUUCACCCAACUUAUGUUCUACGUCGUUCAAAACCCGAGUGCAUUGUUUUCUACAAUUUAGUUCAAACAACGCGU